Molecule: messenger RNA, 6307 nt
Organism: Pterocles gutturalis (yellow-throated sandgrouse)
Lineage: Eukaryota; Metazoa; Chordata; Aves; Pterocliformes; Pteroclidae
Product: ubiquitin carboxyl-terminal hydrolase 34-like
Biological process (GO): protein deubiquitination
Cellular component (GO): nucleus; cytosol
Molecular function (GO): cysteine-type endopeptidase activity; cysteine-type deubiquitinase activity
Source: RefSeq, a predicted model, not a curated record
ACUGCUGUUCGCCAUGAGUCUUGCAAUGGUUUAUACAAGUUAUCUCUCUCUGGUCUGGAUGGGGGAGACUCAAUUAAUCGAUCCUUUCUGCUGUUGGCUGCAUCAACAUUAUUAAAAUUUCUCCCUGAUGCUCAAGCUCUGAAACCAAUCCGGAUAGAGGAUUAUGAGGAAGAAACAGUGCUGCGACCAGGUUGUAAGGAAUAUUUUUGGCUGCUGUGCAAACUGAUUGAUAACAUACACGUCAAAGAUGCGAGUCAGACCACACUGCUUGAUUUAGAUGCACUAGCAAGACAUCUUGCUGACUGCAUUAGGAGCAGAGAAAUCCUUGACCAUCAAGAUGGUAAUAUAGAAGAUGAUGGACUUACAGGACUACUUCGUCUUGCAACAAGUGUUGUUAAGCAUAAACCACCCUUUAAGUUUUCUCGUGAAGGCCAGGAGUUUCUGAGAGACAUCUUCAAUCUUCUGUUCUUGCUGCCAAGUUUGAAAGAUAGACAACAGCCAAAAUGCAAGUCACAUUCUUCAAGGGCUGCUGCUUAUGACUUGUUGGUAGAAAUGGUGAAGGGGUCUGUGGAAAACUACAGGCUGCUCCACAACUGGGUUAUGGCACAACAUAUGCAGUCUUCCCAUGCACCUUACAAGUGGGAUUAUUGGCCACAUGAUGAUGUUCGUGCUGAAUGUAGAUUUGUAGGACUAACCAAUCUUGGAGCAACAUGUUACUUGGCAUCCACUAUUCAGCAGCUGUACAUGAUACCAGAGGCCAGACAAGCAAUCUUUACUGCAAAGUAUUCAGAAGAUAUGAAACACAAGACUACUCUACUAGAACUCCAGAAAAUGUUUACAUACUUAAUGGAAAGUGAAUGUAAGGCAUACAAUCCAAGGCCUUUUUGUAAAACCUAUACCAUGGAUAAGCAGCCACUGAACACUGGAGAGCAGAAAGAUAUGACUGAAUUCUUCACUGACCUAAUAACAAAAAUAGAAGAAAUGUCUCCAGAGCUGAAAAAUACAGUUAAAAGUUUGUUUGGAGGUGUUAUCACAAACAAUGUUGUUUCUUUGGACUGUGAGCAUGUAAGUCAGACUGCUGAAGAGUUCUAUACAGUAAGAUGCCAGGUGGCAGAUAUGAAGAAUAUUUAUGAAUCUCUUGAUGAAGUAACUAUUAAAGAUACUUUGGAAGGUGACAACAUGUAUACAUGUUCACAUUGUGGGAAAAAAGUGCGGGCUGAAAAAAGGGCAUGUUUUAAGAAACUACCUCGUAUCUUAAGCUUCAACACAAUGAGAUAUACAUUUAAUAUGGUAACCAUGAUGAAGGAGAAAGUCAAUACACAUUUUUCGUUCCCUUUACGUUUGGAUAUGACACCUUACACUGAAGAUUUCCUCAUGGGGAAAAAUGACAGAAAAGAAGGUUUUAAGGAAGAUGAAUAUUUGAAAGAAACUGAAAGUUAUGAAUAUGAUCUGAUAGGCGUAACGGUUCAUACAGGAACAGCAGAUGGUGGACAUUACUACAGUUUUAUCAGAGAUAUAGUCAAUCCCCAUGCUUACAAAAACAACAAAUGGUAUCUUUUCAAUGAUGCUGAAGUAAAACCGUUUGAUUCUGCCCAGCUUGCUUCAGAAUGUUUUGGUGGAGAAAUGACUACAAAAACUUAUGAUUCUGUUACUGAUAAAUUUAUGGACUUCUCCUUUGAAAAGACACACAGUGCUUACAUGCUGUUUUAUAAACGGAUGGAACCAGAGGAGGAAAAUGGCAAAGACUACAAAUUUGAUGUUUCAUCAGAAUUGCUGGAGUGGAUAUGGCAUGAUAACAUGCAGUUUCUUCAAGACAAGAACAUUUUUGAACAUACAUAUUUUGGGUUUAUGUGGCAGUUGUGUAGUAGCAUCCCAAGCACACUACCUGAUCCAAAGGCAGUUUCCCUGAUGACAGCAAAGUUAAGCACUUCCUUUGUACUAGAGACAUUUAUUCAUUCAAAGGAAAAGCCUACAAUGCUUCAGUGGAUUGAACUGUUAACAAAACAGUUUAAUAACAGUCAGGCAGCUUGUGAAUGGUUUUUGGAUCGUAUGGCUGAUGAUGAUUGGUGGCCAAUGCAGAUUCUAAUAAAGUGUCCCAAUCAGAUUGUGAGACAGAUGUUCCAGCGUUUGUGUAUUCAUGUGAUACAGAGACUGAGGCCAGUGCAUGCACAUCUUUAUCUCCAGCCAGGAAUGGAAGACUGUUCGGAUGACAUGGAUGGUCCUGUGGAAGACAUUGGCAGUCGCUCUUGUGUAACACGCUUCGUGAAGACACUCUUGUCAAUUAUGGAGCAUGGUGUUAAGCCUCACAGUAAACAUCUCACGGAAUACUUUGCCUUUCUUUAUGAAUUUGCCAAAAUGGGAGAAGAGGAAAGUCAGUUCUUGCUUUCACUGCAAGCCAUAUCUACAAUGGUCCAUUUCUACAUGGGAACUAAAGGACCUGAAAAUCCACAUGUUGAAGUACUUUCUGAGGAAGAAGGUGAAGAAGAGGAAGAAGAGGAAGAUAUACUUUCUUUAGCGGAAGAAAAAUACAGGCCUGCUGCCCUGGAAAAGAUGAUUGCCCUGAUUGCUCUUCUAGUUGAACAGUCUCGCUCAGAAAGGCAUUUGACUUUGUCACAAAAUGACAUGGCAGCAUUAACAGGAGGAAAGGGCUUUCCUUUUUUGUUUCAACAUAUCCGUGAUGGUAUCAACAUCAGGCAAACUUGCAAUCUCAUUUUCAGUUUGUGUCGGUACAAUAAUCGACUCGCAGAACAUAUUGUGUCCAUGCUUUUCACAUCUAUAGCAAAGUUGACUCCUGAGGCAGCCAAUCCUUUUUUCAAAUUGCUGACCAUGCUAAUGGAAUUUGCUGGUGGACCUCCAGCCUUUGCUUCUUACAUUCUGCAGAGGAUAUGGGAGGUCAUUGAAUACAACCCAUCUCAGUGCCUGGAUUGGCUGGCUGUGCAAACACCUCGAAAUAAACUGGCUCACAGCUGGGUCUUGCAAAAUAUGGAAAACUGGGUUGAACGUUUUCUUCUGGCACACAACUAUCCUAGAGUGAGAACUUCCGCAGCCUAUCUCUUGGUGUCGCUUAUUCCAAGCAAUUCCUUCCGUCAGAUGUUCCGAUCAACCCGCUCCUUGCACAUCCCUACACGCGACCUGCCUCUUAGUCCAGAUACUACGGUAGUUCUUCAUCAAGUCUACAGUGUGCUUCUUGGCCUUCUUUCAAGAGCUAAGCUGUAUGUUGAUGCUGCUGUUCAUGGCACUACAAAACUUGUGCCCUACUUCAGUUUCAUGACAUACUGUUUGAUCUCAAAAACUGAGAAACUCAUGUUUUCUACUUACUUCAUGGACUUAUGGAACCUUUUCCAGCCUAAACUUUCUGAGCCGGCUAUAGCCACCAACCACAAUAAACAGGCUUUGCUGUCUUUUUGGUACAACGUGUGUGUUGACUGUCCGGAGAACGUACGCCUUAUUGUACAGAAUCCUGUGGUGACGAAGAACAUUGCCUUCAAUUACAUCCUUGCAGACCACGACGAUCAGGAUGUGGUGCUCUUUAACCGCGGGAUGCUGCCUGCCUACUACGGCAUCCUGCGCCUCUGCUGUGAGCAGUCCCCUGCGUUCACCAGGCAGUUGGCUUCUCAUCAGAAUAUCCAGUGGGCCUUUAAGAAUCUCACGCCCCAUGCCAGUCAAUACCCAGGAGCAGUAGAAGAGCUGUUUAACCUCAUGCAACUAUUUGUAGCUCAGAGACCAGACAUGAGAGAGGAAGAGAUAGAAGAUGUAAAGCAAUUUAAGAAAACAACCAUAAGCUGUUACUUGCGUUGCCUGGAUGGACGGUCUUGUUGGACUACUUUAAUAAGUGCCUUCAGAAUACUAUUAGAAUCUGAUGAAGACAGACUUCUUGUUGUGUUUAAUAGAGGAUUGAUUCUGAUGACUGAGUCCUUUAACACAUUGCACAUGAUGUACCAUGAGGCCACAGCUUGCCAUGUGACUGGAGACCUGGUAGAGCUUCUGUCUAUUUUCCUUUCGGUUCUUAAGUCAACACGUCCGUAUCUUCAAAGAAAAGAUGUGAAGCAAGCUCUCAUUCAGUGGCAGGAGCGAAUUGAAUUUGCCCAUAAGCUUUUAACUCUGCUGAAUUCCUAUAGUCCUCCAGAACUUAGAAACGCUUGUAUUGAUGUCCUCAAGGAGCUUGUACUUUUAAGUCCUCAUGAUUUCCUACAUACUCUGGUUCCAUUUCUACAGCACAAUCAUUGUACAUACCACCACAGUAAUAUCCCAAUGUCUCUUGGACCUUAUUUUCCAUGUCGUGAAAAUUUGAAAUUAAUAGGGGGAAAAAGCAAUAUUCGUCCUCCACGUCCUGAACUUAAUAUGUGCCUCUUGCCUACAAUGGUGGAAGCCAGCAAGGGCAAAGAUGAUGUUUACGACCGUAUGCUACUAGACUACUUCUUUUCUUAUCAUCAGUUCAUCCAUCUACUAUGUCGAGUUGCAAUCAACUGUGAAAAGUUUACUGAAACUUUAGUUAAAAUGAGUGUCCUAGUUGCAUAUGAAGGUUUACCACUUCAUCUUGCGUUAUUCCCCAAACUUUGGACUGAGCUUUGUCAGACGCAGUCUGCAAUGUCAAAGAACUGUGUAAAGCUCCUCUGUGAAGAUCCAGUUUUUGCAGAAUAUAUAAAAUGUAUUCUGAUGGACGAAAGGACCUUCCUCAACAACAACAUUGUAUACACCUUUUUGACGCAUUUUCUUCUAAAGGUCCAAGGGCAGGUGUUUUCUGAAGCAAACUGUGCCAAUUUAAUCACUACUCUAAUUACAAAUCUAAUAAAUCAAUAUCAAAGCCUAGAAUCUGACUUCAGCAACCAGAGAGUUGAAAUUUCCAAAGCAAGCUCUACUUUAAAUGGGGACCUCCGAGCACUUGCCUUGCUGCUUUCAGUGCACACUCCCAAACAGCUCAAUUCAGCCCUUAUUCCAACUUUACAAGAGCUUUUAAACAAAUGUAGAGCUUGUCAACAACAGAGGAACUCAUUACAAGAGCAAGAAGCCAAAGAAAGAAAAACUAAAGAUGAUGAAGGAGCUACUCCUGUAAAGAGAAGACGGGUCAGCAGUGAUGAGGAGCACACUGUAGAUAGCUGUAUCAGUGAUAUAAAAACUGAACCCCGGGAGGCAUUGACCCCAACAAGCACUUCAGAUAACGAGACACGAGACUCUUCGAUCAUUGAUCCAGGCACUGAGCAAGAUCCUCCUUCCCCUGAAAACAGUUCUGUCAAAGAGUACAGAAUGGAAGUUCCAUCUUCAUUUUCAGAAGAGAUAAUGCUAGCAACACGGUCACAGCACACAGAAGAGCAGGCAGGAAAUGGUAAAUUUGAAGAAUGCAAAGAAUUUAAAGACCUGCAGGCUUCCAAGGAUUCCAUUGGGGCUGAGGAGGACUUGGAGUUUCCUUCCACAUCGAUUUCAGCAGUUUUAUCUGACCUCGCAGAUUUGAGAAGCUGUGAUAGUCAAGCCUUACCAUCCCAGGACCCUGAAAUUAGUUUAUCAAUCAGUUGUGGCCAUUCCAGAGGACUUUUUAGUCACAUGCAGCAGCAUGACAUUUUAGACAUCCUGUGUAGGACCAUUGAGUCUACAAUUCAUGUGGUCACAAGGAUAUCUGGAAAAGGAAACCAAGCUGCUUCUUGACAUUAGAUGGAGCAUGUCUGCUUUUAAGUCUUUUAUUUUUUCUCCCCCCAAAAAUGCUGUUUGUAUAAGUUUUGCUUAAUUCUGUUUUGUGCUUCAGUUUGUCCAGUGCUCUCUGCUUGAAUGGCAAGAUAGAUUUAUAUGCUUAAUUCUUGGUCAGGCAGAACUCCAGAUUUUUUUUUGUUUGUUUGUUUGGGUUUUUUUGUUUUGCAUUUACCGUACACUUUCUUAAAGGGCAAUCAGAUAAUGGAUAUGUUUUAUGUAAUUAAAGAGUUCACUGUAGUGGCUUUCAUUUAAUAUGGCUGUCUGGGAGAACAGGGCCUCCUUUGCCCUGUAUGAUGUAAUUUAAACUUAUGGCAUUUUUACUGUGUAUAAUAUGGUGUCCUCUGUGCCAGUUUUGUACCUUAUAAUAGAGGCAGAUUGCCUCAGAUCGCUGUGGUUCUUAUUAUCAAAAUUAAGUUUACUUGUAUACUAAACAACCACAAGAAAUUUGAUUCUGUAAAGAAUCCUCUUUAGCUGUGGCCUGGCAGUAUAUAUAUGGUGCUUUAUUUAACAGAAUACCUGUGGAGGAAAUAAAGCACACUUGAUGUAAAAUUAAUUGUUUUAUUUUUAUUGACAUGAUCAAUUGCUAUUCUGUGCACUUCAUUAAACUGAUUGUGAUGACUUUUCA